GUCCAAAGACAGUAAGACACGCUCCUCAAUUUUGAACCUUGAGUUAUCGCCGGAGAAUCGCAAAUCUAAACGGGAUAUUCAAAGUUGAUGGAAUCCAUGGCUCCAGAUACGGAACUUGACAUCGAUGAAGGAGAUCUGGAGAAUUUGGAGUCAGAAGUGAAGCAGAUGGCCAAGAAGAUCUCCGAGUACAGACAAACCCUACCGGACCUUCUCCGGAACACCCUCGAUUCUGCGCUUUCGUCUCUCGUACCCGUAAUUCCCAACGUCGAUGCAGAAACACAAGCAUCUGUGGUGGUGGGAACUGAAGUAGAGCAAGACUGUAGAGAGAAAAUGAUUCGGCUUAAGGAAAUAAUGUCAAGGAACGCUGCAAAUAUACCCAAAGUUGUAAAGAGAAUGCGAGAUUGUAUAGAGCGUAUGGACAAACUCGAUUCAUUGGACGUUACCACCAUUCACCCGGCUUUCUUUCAGAAGGCGAAGAAUUAACUGACUGGUAGAUCUAUUUCUCCUUGAUGUUUAGGCUCUCCCUUAGUAUUUCUUACGAAAGAUAUCCUGCUGAUAUGGGUUAAUAAUUCUAGAUUGAUUUGACACGUAAAUUGGUUAUAUGUAAUUCUAGAUUGAUUUGACACGUACAUGGGUUCGGUUAAAACAACAUGAUCUUUGAUUAUGCAAGUACUAUGGAGGAGAGAUUAAUUAAGACUUGUUACUGGAAAAAAAAAAAA
Camelina sativa (false flax) is the source of this 719-nucleotide messenger RNA. RefSeq lists its product as uncharacterized. The record is from RefSeq and is a predicted model, not a curated record. Lineage: Eukaryota; Viridiplantae; Streptophyta; Magnoliopsida; Brassicales; Brassicaceae.